CUGCGUUUCUGGAUUUAAUGAUAUGAACUGUACAAACAAUAUUAAUGAGUGUGGUGGAAAUCCUUGUCAAAACAAUGGAACAUGCGUGGACCUCAUCAAUGAUUACAAUUGCAGUUGUGAGGCAGGAUUUAAUGGAACAAUCUGUGAAGAGAAUAUUGAUGAAUGUUCUGAUAGUCCUUGUCAGAACAAUGGAACGUGUGUGGACCUCAUCAAUGGGUAUGAGUGUAACUGUUUUCCUGGAUUUAAUGGAACCAAUUGCGAAGAGGAUAUUGAUGAAUGUGCUGAAAAUCCAUGUCAGAACAAUGGAACAUGCCUUGAUCUCAUCAAUGAUUACCAAUGUAACUGUGCUGCAGGAUUCAAUGACACUAAUUGUACAAACAAUAUUGAUGAAUGUGCUGAAAAUCCAUGUCAGAACAAUGGGACAUGCCUUGAUCUCAUCAAUGAUUACCAAUGUUACUGUGCUGCAGGAUUCAAUGACACUAAUUGUACAAACAAUAUCGAUGAAUGUGCAGAAAAUCCUUGUCAAAACAAUGCAACAUGUGUGGACCUCAUCAAUGAUUACAACUGCAGUUGUGUUGCAGGAUUCAAUGGAACAAACUGUGAGGAGAAUAUUGAUGAAUGCACCAAUAGUCCUUGUCAGAACAAUGGAACAUGUGCGGACCUCAUCAAUGGUUAUGAGUGUAGCUGUGCUCCUGGAUUUAAUGGAACCAAUUGCGAGGAGGAUAUUGAUGAAUGUGCUGAAAAUCCAUGUCAGAACAAUGGGACAUGCCUUGAUCUCAUCAAUGAUUACCAAUGUUACUGUGCUGCAGGAUUCAAUGACACUAAUUGUACAAACAAUAUCGAUGAAUGUGCAGAAAAUCCUUGUCAAAACAAUGCAACAUGUGUGGACCUCAUCAAUGAUUACAACUGCAGUUGUGUUGCAGGAUUCAAUGGAACAAACUGUGAGGAGAAUAUUGAUGAAUGCACCAAUAGUCCUUGUCAGAACAAUGGAACAUGUGCGGACCUCAUCAAUGGUUAUGUGUGUAGCUGUGCUCCUGGAUUUAAUGGAACCAAUUGCGAGGAGGAUAUUGAUGAAUGUGCUGAAAAUCCAUGUCAGAACAAUGGGACAUGCCUUGAUCUCAUCAAUGAUUACCAAUGUUACUGUGCUGCAGGAUUCAAUGACACUAAUUGUACAAACAAUAUAGAUGAAUGUGCAGAAAAUCCUUGUCAAAACAAUGCAACAUGUGUGGACCUCAUCAAUGAUUACAACUGCAGUUGUGUUGCAGGAUUCAAUGGAACAAACUGUGAGGAGAAUAUUGAUGAAUGCGCCGAUAGUCCUUGUCAGAACAAUGGAACAUGUGCGGAUCUCAUCAAUGAUUAUGAGUGUAGCUGUGCUCCAGGAUUUAAUGGAACCAAUUGCGAGGAAGAUAUUGAUGAAUGUGCUGAAAAUCCAUGUCAGAACAAUGGGACAUGCCUUGAUCUCAUCAAUGAUUACCAAUGUAACUGUGCUGCAGGAUUUAAUGACACUAAUUGUACAAACAAUAUGGAUGAAUGUGCAGAAAAUCCUUGUCAAAACAAUGCAACAUGUGAGGACCUCAUCAAUGAUUACAACUGCACUUGUGAGGCAGGAUUUAAUGGAACAAACUGUGAGGAGAAUAUUGAUGAAUGUGCUGAAAAUCCAUGUCAGAACAACGGGACAUGCCUUGAUCUCAUCAAUGAUUACCAGUGUAACUGUGCUGCGGGAUUCAAUGACACUAAUUGUACAAAUGAUGUCGAUGAGUGCGCUUCAUUGCCUUGUCAGAACAAUGGAACCUGUGUUGACUUGGUCAAUGAGUACGAAUGUCAGUGUGAUGUUGAAUUCAAUGGUACAGAUUGCUCUACAAAAUCAAAUUUAAUGAAAUAUAAGCUUGUCUUGAAUCUUGAUGUAACAACGACAGCAAAUCUGAGCAUAGAAGAAGAUUAUAACAAAGUAAAGAAUAAAGUUCAAGAAGCGUUAACUGAUGUUUACAGUAAAAGAAUCGUUGGAUCAAAAGUCAUAAUAAAAAGCAUGAGAAAGGGAAGCUUAAUUGUUGACUUUGACCUCGUCAUACCAGACAGCCCAACAUCAAAAGUACUCGUCGUUGACACCGUGUACAAGCUUGUGAAUGGUCUAGUAUUUGUCAACUUCUCGGGAGAAAUAGUCACCAUUACCAGUGCUACAAUACAGCAUUCAACAUACGGAGAGAUUAUUAUCACAAACUCAUCUGAUGGAUGCGCUGUUGUGAACUCACAAGGAGCAUGUGAU
Molecule: messenger RNA, 2263 nt
Organism: Saccostrea cuccullata (small rock oyster)
Lineage: Eukaryota; Metazoa; Mollusca; Bivalvia; Ostreida; Ostreidae
Product: fibropellin-1-like
Exons: 21
Molecular function (GO): calcium ion binding
Source: RefSeq, a predicted model, not a curated record